Molecule: messenger RNA, 6441 nt
Organism: Anopheles bellator
Lineage: Eukaryota; Metazoa; Arthropoda; Insecta; Diptera; Culicidae
Product: protein similar-like
Exons: 14
Coding region: 1-5412 (1803 amino acids)
Biological process (GO): cellular response to hypoxia; regulation of transcription by RNA polymerase II
Molecular function (GO): RNA polymerase II transcription regulatory region sequence-specific DNA binding; protein dimerization activity; DNA-binding transcription factor activity, RNA polymerase II-specific
Source: RefSeq, a predicted model, not a curated record
AUGCAGUCCCAGUGGUACCCACCCAAUAAGGGUGCCAAUGGUAGUGGUAGUGGUGCGGUUGUGAGUGUGUACGACGGUGGGCACUACGGCGGAGAGAAUGUCUCGUUUUACGGUCCACCGUCGAUGGGAGGUUAUCCGGAGAAACCGAUUGGUCCGCGGUUCAAUGGCGGACCCGGCGGAUAUGACGCUGGUGGUGGUGGUUCUGCUGCAACGCCUUACGAGUAUCCUGGCCACAGGAUCGUGCCACCUCAGCUGCAGCAGCAGUGUCCACCGGGUGGCUUAUAUAAUCAAUCCCAAAUGCUGACUGCGGUGGCGCCAGCAACAGCCCCUAACAAUGAUUACCACCACCAACACCAUCACCAGCAGCAGCAGCAGCACGGCUCAGUAACGGGUGGCGCUUAUCAGCCCUUCUACCCGUUGGCCCCACAGCCUGCUGCACCUCCGUCUGCUUCUUCCUCUCCGUAUAACACCCCGCCCGAAAUGGUAGGCGCCCCGAAUUUAUCAUCAGCCUCGUUUCUGGAGCAACCGUACGUGUCGGCGAACUACGCACCCUGUCAGGGACCUCCGCCAUGGAACUACGCUUACUGCUACGGCUACUACGGACAGGAAGCGUGCCCGUACGUCAACAUGGUCGAUAUGGAGGACUUCAUGAACAAUGAGAAGCGCAAGGAAAAGUCGCGCGAUGCCGCACGAUGCCGCCGAUCGCGCGAAACCGAAAUCUUCCAGGACCUGGCCGGCCUGUUGCCGAUGCGCCAGGAGGAUGUCGAGCACCUGGACAAAGCCUCGGUGAUGCGCCUGUCGAUCGCUUAUCUGCGGGCGCGAAACAUGCUGGAACUAUUCCCGGCGGUGUCUCUGCUAUGUGGCAGCGAAACGAUGAAAAUCAAGGAAGAUUGCGACGAGCCGAUGGAAACAGUGGUCGAAAACAAACUGGAUCUGGCAGUGCUCGGACUGGAACCGGAAAAGCUGACCUUAUCCGCUCUCGAUGGCUUUCUGUUGAUCCUGUCGGCGGACGGCGAUGUUUCGUACGUUUCGGAAAAUGUCAUCGAGUAUCUCGGGAUUGCACAGAUUGACAUCAUGGGCCAGCCGAUCUGGGAGUACAGUCACCAGUGCGAUCACGACGAGCUGCGCGAGGCCCUGAACGGCCGUCACCAUUCACCGUCGGAGCUACUGAACGGGGUGGCCAACAGCGAGUGCCGGCCGAUGGAGAACCGCGAUUUUUUCCUACGGCUCAAGUGCACCCUCACCAGCCGCGGCCGGAGCGUCAACAUCAAGAGCGCUUCGUACAAGGUGCUUCACGUGACCGGACAUAUCGCGUGCAAGGAUAAGGAGGGCCAGCGCCAGCUGGUGUCCAUCGCCCGCCCGCUGCCGCACCCGGCCAACAUUGAGGUGCCGCUUGGAUCUAGCACCUUCCUAUCGAAGCACUCGCUCGGGAUGCAGUUUAGCUACGUCGAUGACAAAAUGCUUUCGCUGCUGGGCUACGAGCCGAACGAUUUGCUGGGAAAGUCGCUGUACGAGUGCCAUCACGCCAGUGACGCUGAGCACCUGAUGGGCACCUUCAAGCACGUCAUCAGCAAGGGCCAGAGCGAAACGUCCCGCUACCGGUUCCUCGCCAAGACGGGCGGCUACGCUUGGGUGGUCACGCAAGCGACGGUCAUCUACGACAGGCAAAAACCGCAGAGUGUCGUUUGCGUCAACUACGUCAUAAGUGGUGUGGAGAACGAAGAUGACAUUUUGUCGUGCGCUCAGCUGGAAGCACGUGAGCAGCAGCAGCGCGAAGAGUGCACAAGUAGCGCCGGAAGUGAUACCGUGUGUAGCAGCAGCACCGAACUUCUUGUCACAGGACAGCAGCCCCCGAAGCCCGUGAUCCUACCAGUGGCGGGUGGUCCUGCCAGCGUGCUAGUGAAAGUGCCAGCAGACGAAGAAACGAUUGCAGCAACACAGAAGGCGAACCACGGAAUCGAACUCGUUUCCAGCGAACCGUUGGUGGUCAGUGCGGUCAGUGUUGGUGCUGGUGAGGUCCUCGACGCCGGCAACGUGGUGGUGUGUGUGAAGCAACCCAGUGCUUCCGAACCAGCAGCGAACCGUAUCCUUCGGGAGCAAAACUGUGCCAGUGGCAGCGUCGGUGGUGUUGUUGGUGACCUGAUUCCACUGCAGAAGGCACCACCCACCGCGACCGGAAGCAGCAACCGUCGUCCGGUGUGUGUUACGGCGUCCAUCUUUACCAGCCUACCGUCGGCGGUGGCCUCGGUGGUUGGUCCGACCGCGGCCAAGUCUGCGGCACCGAUCAAGCGCGAGCAGCAGCAGCAGCCCCAGCCGCAACUCACAGCCGGAACUGCCGGAUCGCUGCAGUCCGUAACGGCGAAACUGUUCGUGACGCUUCCUCCGCCGGCCGCUGGUGGUGGAAGUGGUAGUGGUGGCGCGGGCAACAAACCCCAGCACGCCACCGAGAAGAUCUUCGCCCCACGGACGGAAGAUAUGAAUAAGGGAUUCUUGAUGUUCUCCGAGGAAGAGCCUGGCCUGACAAUGCUUAAAGAUGAACCGGACGAUCUAACGCAUCUGGCACCGACCGCGGGCGAUGCGUGCAUACCGCUGGAAGAGUCGGGCACCUUCUUCAACGAGAUUUUCGAAGACUUCAUCAUACCGGACAGCUACACCCUGCUGCAGGACGAACUCUGCUCGCUCGACUCGCAGGACACGCGGCUGGACUGUGGCCCGAUGGUGAGCGUACACCACCUGUCCCCGACCACCACGUCCGCAUCGCCCACGUCCUCCGUGUCCCUGUCGUCGUCGUCAGUGCCAUCGUCACCGAGCGGAUCGCUCCACUCGUCAUCGCCGUCGUCGUCGUCCUCGUCGUCAUCGUCCAAUCCCAACUCUCCGUCGGCCACAUCCGGGCUCGGUUCGUCCGCCUCGAGCACGGUCUCGACCGUCGAUGGGCACACCACCAUCCAGAACACCACCAGCAACGAUCCGUUCAUCAACUAUCGUGACGAAACGAGCGAGGUCAGCCCGUCGCCGCAUUUACUCUCGCCCGGUAUCUCGAAGAGCCCUGAAAGCAGCAGCCUACCGUCGCUGUGCAGCCCGAACGGUUCGCUACCGGAGGACGAACUUGCAUUUAUGAGCCUUAACAUGGACGAGCUUGACCUUUCGAUGCGGGCCCCGUACAUCUCGAUGAGUGAAGUGGAUGAUCUGCCGCUGCUCACCUCGGACGAUCUGCUGUGGGGGGCAACGGGCACCGGCCUCGAAGGAGGGGCCCCGGGUGCCUCGUCCAUCGGCAGCGCAUUCGGGCUGUCGGGCAAAUUCUUCAUCAAAGACGAAUUUACUACCCUUGCUGGUACAAACGGCGCGGGCAGCAGCAAUAACAACCACCACACGCCGGCGGUCACUACGGGCCACCGCCAGCAGGAGCACGGCCUCAUUACGGACGUAACGAUCGGAGCCGGAAGCAGCGUCAGUGCCACGAACGCAUCGUCUGACAAUGAUGCCAGCACUGAUGACAACAAAGCAACGCUGACGGGAGUUGCCACCAGCGCACCGUCGUCGAUCGACUCCAGCCUAGCGGCUCUACUGUGUGGCGGCAGUGUCAUCAGCAUACAAACGGAAACGGCAAAUCUAGUGCCCCAGCACAACACCGGAAGCAACAACAAUCAGAUACUGAUAGCGCACGCAAUACCACGAUCCACCACCACCAAUUCGUCAAAUCAGCAACAGCAGCAACCACAACACAAUACCACCCAUCAGUCACUACAACAGCACCAACACCACCACCACCACCAGCACCAACACCACCAGCAGCAGCUACAGCUCAGCAGCGGGCAACAACCGGAAACAGGUUCUAGCACCACCACCAAGCGCAUCAAGCUCUCGGAACAGGAUAGCUUGCAGCAGCAGCAGCAGCAGCAGUCGAUGGUUGUGAUACCAACGGCCAGCGUGAAGCUAUGCGACACGUGGAAGUUCGACGACCUGCUCCAGCUGAACGCAAGCGACGGAACGACCAGCAACAGUGUCACCGGCAAACUAAACGCCCAGCCGCCCACCAACGCCAGCAGCGUGGCUGCGUCGUUCGCAAAGGCCGCCACCACCAAAAAGGCACCGACCGGUACCGGUGGUUCGUCCAUGAAUGGCAACAAUAAGCGUCCGAACGAUGGCACGGGUGAAUCUGCAACCGGAAACGCGUGCAAGCGCCUGAAACCGUGCGCUACCACCGGCACGUCGGCCCCGCAGCUCCUGCAGCAGCUGAUGGCGCCCUCGCCGUUGCCACAGAAGCUAAAGUCUAAGUCGCGGCAAGCGCAGGAAGCAGCCGGUGGCCGCUGGCCAAACGGUUCGGCCAACGGUGCGGCGGGCCUGCUACAGGAGCAGUCCGGUAACUCGGUGCUGAUGAACCUGCUCGUCAGCGGUUGCGACGUAAGUGCGGGCUACAGCUGCUUUCCCCGUCCCAGCAAAGCGGCCAAGACCUUUCCGGGGGCCGUCUUACAUCACGGUACACCGCAGGCACCACCACCGGCACCGAGUUUCAGUGGUUGCCAUUUCAUUAAUGGCGUAGUUACCAACGGAAUGCCGCUGCCGCCGGCUUCGGCGGAGUGCUGCCAACUACGUAGUAUAGCGGCCAAGAUAGUGUGGUGGGAAGCGGAGGCCAGUAGUGCAGUGGUUUCAGAUGAGUUUCAUUCAGGAUCCAAGCGUAAACUCGACGUACAAAUCUACGAUACACAGAAUAUUUUUACCUUAAGCACCACUAUUCCCUUGACACCACCGGAAACCCUCAUCGACGACACGGUCCAAUGCAUGCCGAUGGACACCGAUGAUGACAUCGUUAAGCACGGCGUAAACGAUAUGAUCUUUAGCCUUGGUGAAGAUGGAGAAGAUGGCGUACUGUUCAGUUCGACCAAUCCACUGAUCGGUGGCCAGGCUCCACUGAGUGACUCCAUCGUGCGUCCGCUCACCAUCCAGACGGAUAAUGUUUUCGCCAACGGUCGACCGCUCAAACCACUGUCCGGUGGCAACGGUGGUCUUUCGGGCAAGCGGUUCCUCACCGAAUCGGACGGAUCGCCCGGAUCGACAAUGGACGAUUUUAUGAUGACCGUAUCGCCGACUCUGCUCACACCGACCGACAUGGAGAUCUGGCGUGCCAUCCAGCAGGGCCAGCUCGACCCGAAAAAGAUACCGCCGCCAUCGUACGGCGGUGGCGUGGCCGGAGGUCGCAUUCCACAGUCACUGUCCAGCACACCGACGGCGCAGCUGGCGGAGCUGUUGGGCGACGCGUCGGAGGCCAACCUGCUGGCCGCCUUGGACCCUGGUUUGAAUCUACCUCUCGAGGACGCGGCCCUUGUUUCCCAGGCGGGCUUCUGCCACGGGACAGGAAUGCUCCCCGGUUCCUUCAGGACAAUCGCAGGCCAUCUGCAGCAUGAUUUGACAUGAUUAACGGAGGCGCUUUAAGUUUACCGAUUAUUAUCGUACCGGUUUGGUCUUCUCUACUAGAGUUUCUUUCGCCCGUGUGACGAACCCAUUGUUUCCCUUUUUCAUUCCUUUCUAAAUUGUGCCGUCGCGGGGUCAACGUUGACGAUUUCUCUUUGGUUCACCUUCCUCCACGUUUGCAAUUUGUCCAAUCAUCAGUAAUCAGCCGGUUUCAUAGAGGUUUCACGGGGGAGCAAUCCAGUGAUAGGAUUGGCUUUCGGCAAAGCGUUUACAAGUAAUGCCCACAUAAUAAGCCCCUAUCCAGAUCGGGAACUACGAGCCGAGCCAGCGAUCGUAAAUUGCACACAAACAUAUUGUAGAGAUUAAAGAUUUCCGUGGCGCAGAGAUGAACGUGAAAACAAAUCGGCCAAGCAAAGGAAACAAACAAACGGUUAGAUGAUAAUAAAUGGCAUUUUUUGGCCAAACGGGUGGGCCCUAUAAUGGCAAACAGACGGUGCACAUGGGCGAAUGUGUUUAGGGUAUGUUUUGGUAGGAGAUGGACAAACACAAUUGAUAGUACAACCAUUUUUAGACGAGUUUGUGGGCGAUAAUAUAUAACGUAUCACGUGCUGUGGCGUGUCACAAUCGUAACACACCCGUCACAACCAUUUAUACCGAAGGAGAAAUAGGACGUGCAUUUUGUGUUCCCGCCACACGUUUCAUUGGUGAUUCGCACCCAUACUUUGGACCUCAUCGGCACAAUCUGGUAUCGGCAGAGAUUAUACGAAAUUCCUCACAUUUACUAACACCGCGCACCGCUACCUCCGGAUUACCAUCACUCUCGAUCUAUGUUGUUAUACGAUCCACAAGGACAUACGAUGUCCUAGGCUUAAGGUAGUUCUAUUCUUUGAAGCAAACAAAAAAAAAACUCGGUGGUAGGAAGAUUUUAUAGGCAUUAUUAGGACGUUUUAAGAGGUUAAGUUGUGGUUUUUACGCGUAUCUCUCCUUGUCUUUUUUAUUUUAAUUUUCUUUCUCUUUUCUCCCUAUACUGAU